Messenger RNA from Salvelinus sp. IW2-2015, 773 nucleotides. Its product is annotated as elongin-C. Gene Ontology annotation, molecular function: protein-macromolecule adaptor activity. The record is from RefSeq and is a predicted model, not a curated record. Gene Ontology annotation, biological process: ubiquitin-dependent protein catabolic process. Gene Ontology annotation, cellular component: elongin complex. Lineage: Eukaryota; Metazoa; Chordata; Actinopteri; Salmoniformes; Salmonidae.
AAACGGCGCACUGCUGUUUGCCAGAACUGUUUCCUGUGUCAACAUAUCUUGCUAGCCGGAGCGAAAAGUACCCACAUUCAACUAUUGUAUGGGACAAGAGUUUCGGAUUUCAAGACAAAAUGGAUGGUGAAGAGAAGGCCUAUGGUGGCUGUGAAGGCCCAGAUGCCAUGUAUGUGAAGCUGAUCUCCUCUGAUGGCCAUGAGUUUAUAGUGAAGAGGGAACACGCCUUGACUUCAGGGACCAUCAAAGCCAUGUUGAGUGGACCAGGUCAGUUUGCAGAGAAUGAAACCAACGAAGUGAACUUCAGAGAGAUCCCUUCCCAUGUCCUGUCCAAGGUGUGCAUGUACUUCACCUACAAGGUCCGCUACACCAACAGUUCCACAGAAAUACCAGAGUUCCCCAUCGCCCCUGAGAUUGCCCUGGAACUACUCAUGGCUGCAAACUUCUUGGAUUGUUAACUCAAAGAAAUGUAGCUACUGAAACUCUUUUUUAAAAAUAUUUGUUUUGACUAUUUAACUUGUUUGCCAUGUUGCUUCAGAUAUAAAACAAAACCGUGAAUGAUGAGUACUUUGUCAGUAUGCUUUUAAGCUUUUGUUUAUUUAUAUAUAUUUUUUUGCUACAGGCUUUAUGUCCACCUUUUUUAUUGGUUAGUAACGACUUUCAUUUGAAUAUAAUAAACACAUAUGGCUGCACCAGUUGCUCCAGAAUGUGGCUAGCCCCUGGUAAACAAUCGUUCCUUACCUCCCCACCACAAUAAAGGAUGUUUGAGUGUU